Messenger RNA from Myxocyprinus asiaticus (Chinese sucker), 8295 nucleotides. Its product is annotated as acetyl-CoA carboxylase 1-like. The record is from RefSeq and is a predicted model, not a curated record. Lineage: Eukaryota; Metazoa; Chordata; Actinopteri; Cypriniformes; Catostomidae. Gene Ontology annotation, molecular function: metal ion binding; ATP binding; acetyl-CoA carboxylase activity. Gene Ontology annotation, biological process: fatty acid biosynthetic process.
UAUCACACCACCGUGUUGUUGUCAAAAAGGCUGAAACUACAGAGCCCUCAGCAGUAUGUUGCUAUAUAGCAUAUUAUUCAACAGCGGAGGGGAGACAUGCUUCACUUAGAAGGGAAUUCAUUCAGUAGAUAUUUAACGUCAUGAUAAACGCAUCAGAAUUGCUUGCAGACUCUUUUCGCACGUGCUUGCAGUCUGCCAGUGUCGCCUACCCAUGGCAAAGAAGGAUUCGGUGGAGACAAAGCUGCCAGCUGUGACUGCACUGCACUCUCGCUUCAUCGUGGGCUCUGUGUCAGAGGAGAACUCCGAGGAUGAAACCACUGGAAAGCUAGACCUGCAGAUGGAGGACAAUCAGUGUUCCCUUUCUCCCUCCUCUGUCAGCUCAGACAGCACUUAUGAGAUGGGCUUUGAAAGUCUGGAUGGCCCCUUACACAACAUAAGGCCUAGCAUGUCAGGACUUCACCUUGUGAAGCAGGGCAGAGACCGAAGACGCAUCGACCUGCAGAGAGACUUUACCGUGGCUUCCCCUGCAGAGUUUGUCACCCACUUUGGUGGCAACAAAGUCAUUGAGAAGGUCCUCAUUGCCAACAAUGGCAUCGCUGCAGUCAAGUGCAUGCGCUCCAUCCGUCGCUGGGCUUAUGAAAUGUUUCUGAAUGAACGGGCCUUUCGUUUUGUUGUCAUGGUCACCCCUGAGGACCUCAAAGCCAAUGCAGGACUGACUGUAGAGUGGACAGAGAAUGACCAGAAGAAAGGCAUUAUCAAUGUCCCUCCUGAUCUGUUUGAGCAGGCCUGUAUACAUGAUGUAGAGGCUGGACUGAAGGCAGCUGAGCGAGUGGGCUACCCUGUGAUGGUGAAGGCAUCUGAGGGCGGUGGAGGAAAAGGUAUCCGAAAGGUCAACAGUGCAGAAGACCUCCCCAAUCUGUUCAGACAGGUUCAAGCAGAGGUUCCAGGUUCCCCCAUAUUUGUCAUGUGAUUGGCCAAACAUGCACGUCACCUGGAGGUGCAGAUCUUGGCAGAUCAGUACGGUAAUGCCAUUUCUCUGUUUGGCCGUGACUGCUCCGUCCAGCGCAGACACCAGAAAAUCAUCGAGGAAGCUCCUGCUACUAUCGCUACCUCAGAUGUGUUUGAAAAUAUGGAGAAGUGUGCAGUGAAGCUGGCAAAGAUGGUUGGCUAUGUGAGUGCAGGAACAGUAGAGUGUCUGUACAGUCAGGAUGGUAGCUUUCACUUCCUGGAGCUCAACCCUCGUCUUCAAGUGGAACAUCCUUGCACUGAGAUGGUGGCUGAUGUCAACCUGCCUGCCACCCAUCUGCAGAUUGCUAUGGGCAUCCCACUUCACCGGAUUAAAGACAUCAGAGUGAUGUAUGGGUUGCAGCCAUGGGGAGACUCACCCAUUGACUUCGAUGGACUCUCUAACACCCCCUCUCCAUGAGGACAUGUCAUUGCUGCUCUAAUUACCAGCGAGAAUCCAGAUGAGGGGUUUAAGCCCAGCUCAGGUACUGUCCAGGAGCUGAAUUUCCGCAGUAAUAAGAACGUGUGGGGUUACUUCAGUGUGGCGGCAGCUGGAGGCCUGCAUGAGUUCGCUGACUCUCAGUUCGGCCACUGCUCCUCCUGGGGAGAGAACCGAGAGGAGGCCAUCUCGAACAUGGUAGUGGCUUUGAAGGAACUGUCCAUCAGAGGAGACUUCAGGACUACAGUGGAGUAUCUGACAAAGCUGCUUGAGACGGAAGGCUUCCAGCACAACAGCAUCGACACAGGCUGGCUGGAUAGACUGAUCUCAGAAAAGAUGCAGGCCGAGCGUCCUGACACUAUGCUGGGAGUAGUGAGUGGAGCUCUGCACGUGUCCGAUGUCAGCCUAAGGAACAGUGUGUCCAACUUUCUGCACUCACUGGAGAGAGGUCAGGUUUUACCUGCACACACCUUGUUGAACACUGUGGAUGUGGAGCUGAUCUGUGAGGGGACCAAAUAUGUUCUGAAGGUGACGAGACAGUCACCUAACUCUUAUGUGGUCAUCAUGAAUUACUCUUCCGCUGAGGUGGAUGUUCAUCGGCUGAGUGACGGAGGUCUGCUGCUGUCAUACGACGGCAGCAGCUACACCACCUAUAUGAAGGAGGAGGUGGACAGGUAUCGCAUCAUUAUCGGUAACAAGACGUGUGUAUUUGAGAAGGAGAAUGACCCGUCACUGCUGCGCUCACCGUCUGCUGGGAAACUCAUCCAGUACACUGUGGAGGACGGGGGGCACGUGUUUGCUGGGCAGUGUUAUGCUGAGAUAGAGGUGAUGAAGAUGGUGAUGACUCUGAUGGCCUCAGAGUCUGGAUGUAUUCACUAUGUGAAAAGAGCAGGUGCAGUGCUGGAGCCGGGCUGUGUCAUCGGCAAAUUACAACUGGAUGACCCCAGCAGAGUACAGCAGGCGGAGUUGUUUACAGGCACAUUGCCCAGUGUUCAGUCUGUGGCUCUGAGGGGAGAGAAGCUUCACAGGGUCUUUCACAGCACUCUGGAACACCUGGUACACAUUAUGAACGGCUACUGUCUGCCAGAACCCUUUUUCAGUGCCAAGCUGAAAGAAUGGGUGGAGCGUGUGAUGAAGACUCUCAGAGACCCCUCUCUGCCCUUUCUGGAGCUUCAGGACAUCAUGACUAGUGUUUCAGGCCGUAUUCCUCCUGCAGUUGAGAAAGCAAUCAAGAAAGAAAUGGCCCAGUAUGCUAGCAACAUCACCUCUGUGCUCUGCCAGUUUCCCAGCCAGCAGAUUGCCAAUAUCCUGGACAGUCAUGCGGCCACACUGAACAGGAAGUCUGAGAGAGAGGUCUUCUUUUUGAAUACACAGAGUAUUGUGCAACUGGUUCAGAAAUACCGCAGUGGCAUCAGGGGGCAUAUGAAGUGAAGUGACCAUGAAGUGGUGAUGGACCUCCUCAGGCAAUACUUACAAGUGGAAGUUCAGUUUCAGCAUGGACACUAUGAAAAGUGUGUGUUUGCACUACGAGAAGAAAACAAAGGGGACAUGGCCAAUGUGCUCAACUACAUUUUCUCUCACGCAAAAGUCACAAAGAAGAACUCUCUGGUCACCAUUCUCAUUGAUCAGCUGUGUGGGCGGGACCCUACUCUGACGGAUGAGCUCAUGGCCAUCCUCACAGAGCUCACCCAGCUCAGCAAGACCACCAAUGCCAAGGUGGCACUGCGGGCACGUCAGGUUCUCAUUGCCUCUCAUCUUCCUUCGUAUGAGCUGCGACACAAUCAGGUGGAAUCCAUCUUCCUGUCUGCCAUCGAUAUGUAUGGACAUCAGUUCUGCAUUGAGAACCUGCAGAAACUGAUCCUGUCCGAGACAUCCAUCUUUGAUGUGCUGCCAAAUUUCUUUUACCACAGUAAUCAGGUGGUGAGGAUGGCUGCUCUAGAGGUGUAUGUAUGUAGAGCCUACAUUGCUUAUGAACUCAACAGUGUCCAGCACCGUCAACUAAAGGACAACACCUGCAUCGUGGAGUUCCAGUUCAUGCUACCCACCUCACACCCCAACAGAGGGAACAUCCCCACUCUAAACAGGAUGUCCUUUUCCUCUAAUCUGAACCAUUAUGGCAUGGUCCAUGUGGCCAGCGUCGGUGAUGUGCUGUUGGACACCUCCUUCACCCCGCCCUGUCAGCGCAUGGGUGCCAUGGUUUCUUUCCGCUCUUUCCAGGAGUUCACCAGGAACAUUAUGGGUGUGUUGAGCUGUUUCUCAGACUCUCCCCCCUCUACUCCAACCUUUCCUGAGGGGGGCAACCCUGUCCUGUACAGAGAAGAGGACAAGAACACGCAAGACGAGCCAAUUCACAUCUUGAUCGUGGCCAUGAAAACUGACAGCGACAUUGAUGACGAUGGGCUAGCAGCCAUGUUUCACGAGUUUACCCAGUCCAAGAAAUCUCUGCUAUUUGAGCACGGUAUCCGAAGACUGACUUUCUUGGUCGCUCAGAAGGAUUUCAGGAAGUAGGUCAACUGUGAGGUGGACCAGAGGUUCCAUAGAGAAUUCCCCAAAUUUUUCACCUUCCGGGCUCGAGACAAGUUUAAGGAGGACCGGAUCUACAGGCACUUGGAGCCUGCAUUAGCUUUCCAACUGGAGCUCAACCGCAUGCGCAACUUUGCACUGACAGCAAUCCCCUGCGCCAACCACAAGAUGCACCUGUAUCUGGGCGCUGCCCGCGUGGAGGUGGGUGCCGAGGUCACAGACUACCGCUUCUUUGUGCGGGCCAUCAUACGGCACUCAGACUUAGUCUCCAAGGAGGCGUCAUUUGAGUACCUGCAUAACGAGGCGGAGCGCUUGCUGCUGGAGGCCAUGGAUGAGCUGGAGGUGGCGUUUAACAACACCACAGUGCGCACAGACUGCAAUCACAUCUUCCUCAACUUCGUCCCAACCGUCAUCAUGGGCCCUUCUAAGAUCGAGGAAUUGGUUCGUUCCAUGGUCAUGCGUUACGGCAGUCGCCUGUGGAAGCUCCGUGUGCUUCAAGCCGAGCUGAAGAUCAACAUCCGUCUGACGCCCACCGGCAAACAGAUCCCCAUCCGCCUCUUCCUGACCAAUGAGAGCGGCUACUACCUGGACAUCAGCCUGUACAAGGAGGUCACAGACUCCCGUACAGGACAGAUCAUGUUUCAGGCAUAUGGAGAUAAACAGGGUCCUCUUCAUGGUAUGCUCAUCAACACACCCUAUGUCACUAAAGACCUGUUGCAGUCUAAACGCUUCCAGGCCCAGAGCCUUGGCACCACCUACGUCUAUGACUUCCCAGAGAUGUUCCGUCAGGCUCUGCGGAAACUGUGACAGUCCAUGGACGCUCAUGCCAAGCUUCCCAAGUGUCCUCUUCCAUCUGAACUGCUCACCUUCACAGAGCUGGUCCUUGAUUCUCAGAGUCAGCUGGUGCAGAUUAACCACCUACCUGGAGGAAAUGAGAUUGGCAUGGUGGCAUGGCGAAUGACUCUCCGAACCCCUGAGUACCUGGCUGGUCGUGAGAUAAUCGUCAUCAGCAAUGACAUCACACAUAAGAUUGGCUCGUUUGGGCCACAGGAGGACGUUCUAUUCCAGCAGGCAUCAGAGAUGGCAAGGGAAAGUGGCAUCCCACGAAUCUACAUCGCUGCCAACAGCGGAGCAAGAAUCGGCCUGGCAGAGAAGAUCAGACAUACAAUGUUCCAUGUAGCUUGGCAUGACCUGGCGGAUCCAUACAAGGGCUUUAAGUACCUGUACCUCACACCUCAGGACUAUAAGAAGGUUUCAGCUCUGAACUCAGUGCAUUGUGAGCAUGUGGAGGAUGAGGGAGAGUCCAGGUAUAAGAUCACUGAUAUCAUUGGCAAAGAGGAGGGAUUGGGUGUGGAGAACUUGAGAGGGUCUGGCAUGAUAGCUGGAGAAUCAUCACUGGCAUAUGAGGAGAUCAUCACCAUGAACCUGGUGACGUGUAGGGCCAUUGGAAUCGGUGCGUACCUGGUGCGACUGGGUCAGAGAACCAUACAGGUGGAGAACUCUCACAUCAUCCUGACUGGAGCUGGAGCUCUCAAUAAGGUCUUCACUGUUGUUCAGUUGCUGCUGCAAAAGAUGGCAUGUACACAUAAAUUACAUAUUCACUCUGAUGAUAAGGGCACUUUAAUUGGCCUCUCUUUUAAUUGCAUGAGUAAUUUGAUUGAGCCGAGGCAGGAUUUAAAGUCAAAUGUUGACAUAACCAAUUUCUCUUUGAAAACGUGGGAUGUACUGCUGAUGUGGCCAUGCAAAAGGUUUUGGGAGCAGUUUUGGUGGAGUGACACCAGUAUCAAAAUUUGCAUUAAGGGUGCAUGGGUGAGCGGGUUCUUUGACUACGGCUCUUUUCUGGAGAUCAUGCAGCCGUGGGCACAGAGUGUAAUCGUAGGUCGGGCCAGAUUGGGUGGGAUACCAACUGGAGUUGUUGCAGUGGAAACCCGCACUGUGGAGCUGUCAAUUCCAGCAGACCCUGCUAAUCUUGACUCAGAAGCCAAGAUAAUCCAGCAGGCAGGGCAAGUGUGGUUCCCAGACUCUGCCUUUAAGACCGCACAGGCUAUAAAAGACUUCAACAGAGAGGGGCUUCCACUCAUCGUGUUUGCCAACUGGAGGGGCUUCUCUGGAGGCAUGAAAGACAUGUAUGACCAUGUGCUGAAGUUCGGAGCAUUUAUUGUGGACGGACUGGGAGAAUACAGACAACCAGUGUUGGUCUACAUCCCUCCACAGGCAGAGCUCAGAGGAGGAUCAUGGGUUGUGAUAGAUCCCACCAUUAACCCUCAUCACAUGGAGAUGUAUGCAGAUAAGGACAGCCGUGGUGGCGUUCUGGAGCCCGAGGGCACAGUGGAGAUCAAGUUCAGGAGAAAAGAUCUGGUGAAGACCAUGAGGAGGGUUGACCCUGUAUACAUGGGGAUUUCAGAAAGACUCGGCACCCCAGAGUUGAGCGUGUCAGAACGUAAAGAUCUGGAGGGUAAAUUGAAGGAGAGAGAGGAGUUCCUGCUGCCCAUUUAUCAUCAAGUAGCUGUGCAGUUUGCUGAUCUUCAUGACACACCUGGCCGCAUGCAGGAAAAAGGAGUCAUCACUGAUAUCCUGGAAUGGCAGACGUCUCGGCAGUUCUUCUACUGGCGUUUGCGACGGUUAUUGCUGGAGGACACAGUGAAGAGGAAAAUCCAGUGUGCCAACAGUGAGCUGACAGACAGGCAGGUUCAGGCCAUGCUGCGACGCUGGUUUGUGGAAGCAGAGGGAGCUGUCAAAGCGUAUCUGUGGGACAGUAAUGAGGAUGUUGUGGAGUGGCUGGAGAAGCAGCUGGCAGAAGAAGAGGGUGCCAGAUCUGUCAUUGAUGAAACCAUCAAAUAUAUCCGCAGAGACCAUAUUCUCAAACAGAUCCGCAGUCUGGUUCAAGCUAACCCUGAGGUGGCCAUGGACUCCAUUGUUCACAUGACCCAGCAUAUUUCCCCCACGCAGCGAGCUGAGGUGGUCCGCAUUCUGUCCACCCUGGACGCCCCUGCGUCCUCGUAGAGCCCUGUCUACACACAAUCAUCUCAGAGCCUGGAAAUAGAGUCACUGGAACUAGAGGAGCCAACAUGGCGGUGCUGUGACUGACCUAACACUGUGGGCUAUGAUUCUGAAAGUUACGACAGAAAAGUUCUGUCAGUCCUCUAAUAGAACUUUUGGAAUGCACAACAACACGCACCUUUAGAAACACUAAAGUCAAAGUGUCUCUAUAUUGUUUUUUAAUCUAUCCAAGUGCACUUUUGAGACAUAGUUGAAAGAGACCAAACAAAAAAGCCACCCAGAGAAGAAAAGCUGCUUUUUGAAGAAGUUUCACCUACUUUCCUUUUGUUUUUGUGUGGUAGGUCAUGAAUUACUGUACGAGAGAGUGUGUUUAACUGUGAUAACAGAGUUAACGGCUUCAUAGCAAGUAGAAUUUCUUAGAUCAACUCUACACUUUCUCUUAUAAAAGUCAGGUUUGGGUUUAUAUCACAAUAAUUGCUGUAUGUGCUUGCUACGUUUACAAACACAGACUGUACACCCAUCUACACUGAGAGUGUUCAGUGUGACACAAAGCUAGAUCGUUCCCACUUUAUUAAUUACAAUGGAAUCGAUUUAGUUGUUGCGCCACAUUGCUUGCAGCGUAAACACCGUAUUCUCUUCACAUGCAGGAUGGUUGAUUGGGCCAUAUGAACGCAUUGGUUUCUUGCUCUAAUGUUUCACCCCCUUGUGGCUUAACCAAAACAUUAAUUUUUAAAAAUGUGUAUCCACAGGUAUUAUACAUAUUAUAAAUAUGCUGUCUAUUUUUAGCAUAGAUGAAAUGAUGUUGAAAAGUCAUUAACUUUUAAAAUAAAAGCAAACUAGGUGCUGCAAACUUUAGUUUAUAGUGUAAGAGCAGCCGUAGAAUAUUCAGUUAGUUGAAUUUGAUUGCAACCAUAUAAAUAUUUUGGAAUCACAUACCAGGAGUGUAGCAUAGAUAUAUACGAGGGGGAUAAGGGCACUUUUGAGGGGUGAAUGGAGUAUUAUACAUCCCAUUGGCUGUCAUGAUGCUCCGUGUGUCAUCAGUUUCUGAUUGACAUGAUGGUUGCAGUUGCUACUGGAAAACCUCAACGCUAGCACCACUGCUUGACUCAAUGGAAGGUCAACACUGUGUCAAGUUUGCUGACAUUUGCUGUGACCCAAACGGGUGAAGAACUGUCGCAUGUGUCUGUAAGUGUUGCUGAACAUGUUACUGAAGAGAUCUGAAGCUCUCCGCCUGGUCCAAAUGGAGGAUUUUCUGUUUACUGUGGCAAACUGUUAUUUCCUCAAAAAAAUAAACAAAUAACAACUGAAUAAAAUCAUAAAUUAUCUUA